ACGAGUCACAGCAAAAUAUUAGGAAUAUUUCCCUUUGUUCGAGAAUUAAGCGACAAAUAAGAGAGAAACAGGUCUAACUGGCUGUAUGUGAGAGGACAAGAAGUGGACAAUGUUUAUUAGUGCACCAGGAACUUUCUGACACAAAAGAAAGUCCAUCAUUUUUUUUUCUGCAAACCUUCACACACACUCUGCAGUCAUGCAGAUGGAUCCAGUGCUGGUUGAAUCUGCGGUGGUGUUCGCCAUGGUGGUUUCCGUACACAUGGCCGUGUGGAAUCAGCUGUCCUGGUGCUGCAUGGCAUUGGCCGUCCAGGCUUUUUAUGUGCAGCACAAAUGGGAUCGUCUGAUUCGCUCUGGUGCCGCCGUCUUCCAGUUUCGUCCUUCAGCCAACAGCGGCGUCCUGCCAGCCAGUAUGGUGCUGCCACUACUGGGACUCACCCUACGAGGCCGCUGCCUCGCUGUGGGAAACGUCUACAUGGAGCGAUUCGCAAUGGUCAUCACAGUAAUCGGAAUGAUGUUGGCUCUAUUCCUCUCGCUCAUCGCAUUGGGAAUCACGCGGCCGGUGCCAACAAACACUUGUGUUAUCGCCGGAAUUGCUAGUAGUGCUAUUCUGUACACCGUGAAGCAAACACUAACAGUGUCUGAGGUCAUCGAAGUCUUGGAGGUGCUUCUGAUUUUUGUGUAUCUAAGUUUAAUCCUGCUGUACCUCCUUCCACGUUGCUUCACCCCCGGCGAAGCCCUUCUGAUCCUUGGCGGGAUUAGUUUUAUCAUCAACCAGCUAAUUAAGCGCUCUCUGGCUUCGUCUGGAAAUGCAAACUCAGACCCGCUUCCGUAUUUCCUCCCGGUAGCUGUUUUAGGGUUAGUGCUGUUGGGAAUAUUCUUCGCCGUGCUUUUUAUAUUCAUGGAAUCUGAAACCUGGUCAGCGUCGCUCUUCUUCCAUACCAUGACUGCGGUUUUGGGAUUGGGGUUAUUGGUUCCUUGGCUAUCUCUACUCACGCAGCACCAUCCAAUCACUUGGUUGAUGCAUUUCAUCACUGAAUCAAACACUCGACUUUGGCUCAUUGGGUUUUGGGCCGCUUUGGCGCUUCUAGCAGUUGCCGUUGUGAUGCAUCAAAAUAGUCAUCGAUCUGCAGGCAGCAAGAAGCAUCAAGCAUCAACGACAGUGCGGAAGUAUUUCCACCUGCUCACCGUUUUAACCUUCGCUCCCGGACUCGCUCUGGAUCGUCCUUUGCUGCAUUUGUCUGCGGUUGUUUGCCUCUCUGCAUUUUUGUUUCUCGAAUAUGUCCGCUAUUUUCGCAUUCGACCAUUCGGGGCUCCGCUUCGACGUCUUCUCACCUUAUUCCUUGAUGAGAGAGAUUCAGGACCACUUAUUCUCACUCAUAUUUAUCUUCUUCUUGGCGUUUCUCUUCCACUGUGGUUGACACCUGGGAUGUGCACCCCAAAAGGAGGCCUAGGGGGCGCUAGUGGGCUAGUACCCUAUGCUGGAGUCCUUGCUGUAGGGGUCGGGGACACAGUGGCAUCCGUUUUCGGCAGCAACGUGGGUGAAAUCCGCUGGCCUGGGACUAAGAAGACAUUUGAGGGCACGGCGUCCUCUGUGUUCGCUCAGAUUAUCGCUGUGGUGGUUUUCCUCAUCGCCGACAGCAGUAUUAACCUGAACGCCAGCUACUCGUGGGUGGUGGGAUCCAUCUCUAUGGUGGCCAUGUUGGAGGCCUAUACGUCGCAGAUUGACAACCUUCUGCUUCCUCUGUAUCUCUACAUCCUCCUGCUGCUAUGAGGUCAAAACCACACUCAUGCCAAUGCACAGACAUAUUAAAUUCAUAAACUACG
This is a messenger RNA of Danio rerio (zebrafish), 1824 nucleotides long. It is a transcript of the gene dolk, whose product is annotated as dolichol kinase. Gene Ontology annotation, molecular function: dolichol kinase activity. Gene Ontology annotation, cellular component: endoplasmic reticulum membrane. Lineage: Eukaryota; Metazoa; Chordata; Actinopteri; Cypriniformes; Danionidae. The record is from RefSeq and is marked provisional.